GUGUGAUGCUGACCUCUACUGCUUUCUCUUUCCCUUCAUCUCUUCCUUUGUCACUCUUGCAUCUGUUGCACUUUCCGCCGCCAUAAACACCUCUUUCUAUGCCUGGCUCAUUGCCUGCCUUUCUACUCUGAAGAGACUGACACCCUGUGCACUCCUUGUACAUCCCCUCCCUAGGACAGUUCUUUGCAUCGUACUGCUCUUGAGUGUAGGGAGGGGCAGUGGGAGACCGCCUGGAUAUCUGCGAAACACAGACGAGACCUCAGAAAGAGACUGCACCUGCAGGAGACACCCAACUAUUCGAAUAAGAGACGAAGCAGAACCUAGGGAGUCACGUGAUGCAGAGAAACGCACAGACUGACUCUUGUUUGGACAGAUUUAGAUUUCCGGUAUACGCACAGGACAUUGACAUACAAAAGCUGAAUGGAAAAGCAUCCAAAGACCCCCCUUACAUCUCCUGGCAGUGUCACUUCCUCCAGAGGGUCCAGUGUACCGGGUUCCCCCUCUACUAUCACUGCCCGCAUGGACAGCCGUGUCAUUGGUUAUAAGGAUCUGGCAGCCCUUCCUCGUGAUAAGGCCAUAUUGGAUAUUGAGCGUCCUGACCUGAUGAUCUAUGAACCACAUUUUACAUACACACUUCUGGAGAACACAGAAACACUCCGCAGCCGUGAGCGAUCUCUGUCUCCUAAGUCAAUAUCCCCUCCUCCAUCACCUGAGGUUGCAGCACUUUGGGCAGAUAACAAGUCUAUAGUAAGCAGCUCUACUCUACAAGGCCAACGAGGAGGAAGCAACUCACCUAGAUCAGGAGUGCAACACUUUCAUUGCCCAGAAAUUAACAAGAAAGAGCCUAACUUGUACAAAAAACCUCCAAUCUACAAACAGAGAGAGUCAGCACUCUCCCAUAGGCUAUCUGAUGACCCCAUAGUUGAAUCUUCCAAAUUUCCAGCUGCAAAACCUCCUGAUCCAAACCAGCUGGCAAAAAUUGAGACAGAUUAUUGGCCAUGUCCUCCUUCUUUGGCCGUUGUAGAGUCAGAGAGACGAUUUCGCAGGGAGUCUCGACGCGGGGAGGAGGAAAGUGAAGAAAGUGAAGAUGUGAAAGAACUGAGUCAUCGACAGAUAAGGGAGAUAAACAAGAUCCAAUCUAAUCUAGGGAAACUCAUUCUAAAAGAGGAAAUGAUGAAAGGGGGUACUCCAAAAAGAAAAACCCGCUCCCUGCCUGACAGGACACCAAUCUACACACCUAUACAUUCUGGCUAUGGACGAAGUAGCUUAACAAGGCUUCUAUCUGCAGAGUUCUAUGCUCCUGACCCACAGAGAGUGUGCACAGGAUUCCAGAAUGGAGAAGGACUAAGGUCCAGAAUGGACAGAGGAAACUCUCUACCCAGCAUGCUGGAGCAAAAGGUACUCCCAUAUGAGACACUGAUGAUAGCAAACAGAGGACGUCAAAAACUGCCCCCUGGUGUAGACAGGACUCAACUGGAGCGACAUCUCUCCCCUGAAGAAUUUCAGCGUCUUUUUGGUAUGCCUUUAGAAGAGUUUGUGAAGUUGCCACUGUGGAGGAGAAAUGAGAUGAAACGGAAACUGCUUCUUUUUUAACUCUUCUGGGGACAAAUCUGCUCCUUUCAACCCGUGGGAAGAGUGGAGUCAAUAGGGUUAUCUAACCAGAAGGACUCUUGUUACAUUGCACUGUAAUGGGAUUAAAAGAGUGUAACUGGCAUGUCUGAUAUGGGUGAGGUCACAGGGCUAGAAAUCAACCCAAACUUACAUCAAACACCAAUCAUGGAGCCAAGAUCAAGCACCAAGGAAAACCCCAGAUUCUCAUUUAGGACCAAAUUAUGUUUUAAUAUACACAAUUUAUCCUUUCAUUAUGUAAGUUCAGUCUUUAUAAUACAAAAUAUAGUACAAUAGAAUGGGUCACUUAUACACAAGAUACUAUAUAUAGACAGAUCACUAUUACACAGCAGAUACACCGUACACUACUCGGUGAGAAGAACAUUUGUACACAGCAGAUGCUUUACACUAAUGUAUAUAACCCUCCUGUACAUAGUAGAUGACACGCACAGUUAAUCACAGUGACAUAUCAAAUCACAUAUAGCCUUUAGGGGCUUUAAUUUACAAUCAUAUUUCUAUAAGGACAGCCUCUAUCACUCCAAUGCUCCCCCAGAUUAUAGAUUUGACGCAGGCUUUGCACUCCCAACUGUACACUAUCAUUAGUAAGUAGGGGCAGAGGUGCUACUACCCCUUUGUCAUAUGCUGCCAAGUGCCGUGUGUGUGUGUUUAUGGGUGAGUGCUUUCAAUUUUCUGCAUCCCUGUCUUUCAGUGAACAACAUGGCAGAUUUCCAAAAAGGCAGUUUAUUUCAUGCUCACCUGCUGCGUGUGGUUUGUGACAUGCUGGAUUUUUUGGUACAAGUUUUUUUCCUUGCAACAGCUGUCCCAACUUAUUGCCCACAUCCAUGUUACAGACCCUUUAUAUCUAUGCUUCUGUGUACACAUGUACAUGUACUGAUGCCUUUCCCAUUAAAGUGUACCUGUCAUUUAUUCAAA
Molecule: messenger RNA, 2541 nt
Organism: Rana temporaria (common frog)
Lineage: Eukaryota; Metazoa; Chordata; Amphibia; Anura; Ranidae
Gene: DMTN
Product: dematin actin binding protein
Exons: 18
Coding region: 421-1593 (390 amino acids)
Biological process (GO): cytoskeleton organization; lamellipodium assembly; actin filament bundle assembly
Cellular component (GO): actin cytoskeleton; plasma membrane
Molecular function (GO): actin filament binding
Source: RefSeq, a predicted model, not a curated record